CACGAUCGCCGCUGACCAUUUACUCGUAAGCUCUCCAGCGAACAGGACGGUCCAUUUUUCUGUCUCUCCGACUCCCGCGUCCGGGGCAUCCUUUUUCGUACGACAUCCAACGUGUUUUUGUGUCUGUGUGGUGCAUUCAACUUCGGUUCUUGCGAUCGCGAACGGGUGUGUUUGUGUGUUUGGCAAAAGCGCUUAAAGGAAACGAAUUGUCGUUGGUGAUCGUCUUGAGAAGGAGUUUCGCGUGGAAAGUGCCCCCCCCCCGAAAAUGAUGAAGCUAACCGUGUUGAGCUGUUUGGUGGUGGUCGUCCUCAUGAUUCAUGCAGGAGAUGCCCUUCCCGAUAAGCAUAAAGAUUAUCUUAAAAAGGGUGGCUACGUGCCCGUCUACAUUCGGCAUGGCGAUCAACCGUUGGCCUCGAUCAGUCCGGAGCUGGCUGCCGCUUUCCAGGAAAGUGCUGGCCGUACAUCCCGUGGCAAGCUGAUACAGGAGCUGAACCGCCCGGUAAGGUUCUCAUCGGAAUCGAGUAGCGACGAGGAGUUACGGAAUGACAUCACAGCCAAACCACGACCGAAGGUGGACUCGAUCAGCAGUGAGAGCAACUCCAACUCGGAUGAAUCGAUCUCAUCGGAGAAGGAAGCCAAGGAAGCGAUCCAAAAGUUGCUGAAACAGAUGCACAAACUGAACAAGGCAACGGUCAAAGCUAACAAAGUGUAAACCUUACCGCCAUGUGAUGACGAUUGGAGUUCCACCGAGUUAUUAGCUAUAGUACCGAACAUGCUGACAUGCUCUGUUGCCACUGCCAAGCUGUCACUGCCACCAUCUUACUAGCGGGUAAAUGAAAUGAUAAAUUACUUACUGUGAAAACCGUGAAUUCUCAUUUAAAAAUAGAUUAAAUAAAGUUUUGAAAUCAGGCCA
This is a messenger RNA of Anopheles aquasalis, 913 nucleotides long. RefSeq lists its product as uncharacterized. NCBI's taxonomy places the organism in Eukaryota, Metazoa, Arthropoda, Insecta, Diptera, Culicidae. The record is from RefSeq and is a predicted model, not a curated record.